AAUCCAUCCUGUGCGUGUAUAAAAGCUGUGGAGAAACCGUCGCAACCACUCAAGCAGCUUUUCAGCAACAAGUCGACGUCCAAGAAGACAAAGCCACCGAACAAACGCAGUAAUCGUCAUAGCCCAAGUAAAAAUGGACAGUAAGAAGAUCAUCUUUAUCGCCCUUGUCCUUGUCGCAUCGUGUCAUGCCCACCCCCAAGCUCCUAAAGUUUCCACCACCGACCAAGUCCAAGAGGAGAAGGUAGGCCUUGCGCGACAAGCUUUGGAAGGAGCGACCAAUACCUUGCAAAACAACUUGAUCAGCUCUCUGACCACGUUGGCCAACUCGAGCGCCAUUGCUGGAGCGAAUGUGAGCAAUGCUGCUGCACUCAUGAUCCGAGGUUUGGUCACCAACACCUUUUCACUCGGGAACGUGGUCGCGUACAUGCCUCGUCUCAUCUUCUUGGACGGACCCACCCAAUUCAUCGAGACGCUGCGACUCAUCCGAAGCAAUCAGAUCCGCCUUCCAACUGACAUGUCCAGCGCGAUUGAUACGCUUUUGGUGUUUGCAGGACAGGUUCGUGAUUCGGGGGUUGGCGAAAACUUUUCUCCACUCGUCACCUACUUUCCCAAUAUUUUUGCCGGAGUGGGAGACUUCCUUACCACACUGAUUGAUAGCGUGUUCACCUUUAUCGCCCCAGUUCCAGCCAUCCCAACAGUUGUUGCGGCUGUGCCUACUGCUACGCCAUAAGAAAUGAAUGAAAAUGCAAUGGAAAUAAAGUAAAUUCGAAAUAAAAUAGUUGCGAAAUUAG
Molecule: messenger RNA, 791 nt
Organism: Folsomia candida
Lineage: Eukaryota; Metazoa; Arthropoda; Collembola; Entomobryomorpha; Isotomidae
Exons: 2
Coding region: 134-730 (198 amino acids)
Source: RefSeq, a predicted model, not a curated record